UUCCAAAGCGGCACUGCAGGAGGGGUUAGGCCACGCCGCGCUGCUUCCCGUGCUUUAUUUUUUUCGUUUUUUCGUUGCGCGGAAAGCAAGAGGAAGAAGCAGAAGAAGGCGCGACCGGCCACCCCCUCCUCGAAAAAAAAAACAUAGAGAGCGGCGGCGUCACAACUGCAUAGUCGGGACCGGCGGACACCGGCGGCGAACACCAGCUCGCUCUCGGCGGUCGACACCACUGCCGCAUGGACAAGGCUAGCGCCGCGGAAGUGUCCCAGCCGAGUGCCGCCCAGACAGCAGCGAGAAGCGACGAUACAGCGUCCGCCGACGCCAGUGCCAAGCCUUCGACGACUGCGGACGACCAAGCACAGAGACAUCAUGACCUCCUCCCGAAGACAGUGGACCCUGCUGCGGCGCGCGGCGCCGCAAACGGACAUUCAGCGACUCAGGAACCGGCGAAGCCUCGUGAAGGCGGCGUCGCGCCAGCAAGGGAGGCCGGCGUCGAAUCUGAGCGGACUGCGCCGGUGCCCUCAGUGAGCGACGCCGGAGGUGGCGAAAAGCCUGUGCCUCCCGCGAAGAGUCAACCCCCUCCAUCGGACGAGAAGCAGCCGUCCGGCGCCGCCCCGAGCACAUAUCCCGAGCCAGAGAGAAUCUCCACCGAAGUGCCAGAAAAGAAGCCUGUGAUGGAGGACAAGACAGAACGAACGGGACCAGAAAAGGAAUCACGUGAGGUGCCUCCGUCGGCCCCGGCGGCCGAUCGAGACGGUGCAGUGCCUUCGCAAGAGAAACAGCAGCAACAGCGGCCCGAGAGUGAUAGCAGCGUGGCCAAGCAACCUGCCAAAGAAGUGGAAGCAGCGAAAGAAGGUGGCGCGAAGGGCGCGUCCACGCAAACCGACCAAGAGCCCCAAGGAAUGGCGGAAGAGAAGCCCGGUGCCAAAACUGCCGACGCAGUCGCUUCCCCGACAGCAGGUGCAACUCGGGAAGAAAAGCGGCCGGAGGAAGCUAGUAGCGAAGUUUCGGAAGCGGCUCCCAGCGAAUCGACAAAAGUAACCUCGAGCGCUGCUGAGGCUGGCGAAGGCAAAGCGGAGAAUGGGAAGCCAUCUAACGGGGCAGUGUUGCCCCAGGAGACGUGUAAAUCUGUCGCGGACGCCGGCACUAAAGUUCCGCAGGAACACGCGAGUCCCGGCGGGGACGGCGCGAGUUUACAGCCCUCCGCGAAUGGCGCUGGAGAUGCUAAACAGCCCACACCUGACGACACGAGGCCAAAAUCUUCCAUUCCGCCACCGCCAGUGUACGAGGUGCCAUCGCGGACUAGCUCGGGAAAGGGUGAACCGAAACAAGCCGAGGAAGACAAGCAAAAGACGCAAAUGGCCGAACAACCGGCGGAAACGAUAAAAGGAAACGGACCCGUGGAGGCAGCGAGGCUGCAAGAAGUGACCGAAUCAAUUAUGCCAGCUACGGCGUGCCACACUGGCACGACUGACACGGUGCGCCCCGACGCGAUACGAAAGGAGUCCGCACCCAAGGAAGCGUAUUCCAGCAGCGCCGCGCUAGACGACGUAUUAGACGAGGAAGCAAUCAGGGCGCAGUUGUACCCCGCCGAGGUGGAGGGCUUGGCUCCACCGAAAAGGGCAGAAGUGAAAGAACCGGAAGCCAGUGAACCGCAGUCUGUCGCUAAAGAGACCGAGAAGAGCGCCGCGAGCGGCCUUCCGAGCUCCAGUGAAACAAAACUCGAACCGGGUGCCAAAACGCCGCAGCCGGACGUCGAGCGCGAAGAAGCCCAUGACGAAUCGCGGGAUGUUCUCGACGCCGAUGUGAAAGCAGGCGAGCGGGCAGAACCACCAGGGGCGCAAGUUCCCGAGAAAGACACGGCUAUACCUAGCGAAGAGGUCACCAAAGAAGAGAAGCCAGAGAAAGUAGCGAAAGAAGCACCUCCCUCCGCUCCUACUACGAAACAAGCAGAAGCACCCGAAAAAGUAGAGAAACCAGCUGACAAAGUCGAAAAGGCCGAUGAGCUCGAGAAGCAAGUGGACACGACGCCAAGUGUAAAGACUGAAGGUCCUCCACAAGAAAGCAAGGUCGCCGAAACGGCUCCACGAGAGGAUAGUGCAGAACGAGAGGACGAGAAGGCGAAAGCUGCCGCCAGUCCCAACAAGCAAGACGAAAAGACUGAAGAAAAGGUCGAGCGUGUCGCCAAGGAAGAUGACGCCAAAGAGGUUGCCCCUCACGACGCGACGCAGGAACCCAGCGAGCCUUCACCGGCUAAGGAAGAAACCACGCAAGUUCGCGACGUCACCGCAGAGAGUGACAAGCCGUCAAAGGAAGCGGAGCGCACCCACGAAGUCGACUCAGCAAAAGAUACGUCCAAAGCCGCGGCUUCUCCUGAGCCGGGUGUCGGUGAGAAAGAACCGUCACAGACAACCGAGGAAACCUUGCCGAAAGAAAAAGAAGUGGGUCAGAACGUGCCAAAGGAGGCAGAGGGGGGACCAGAGGAACUCGACGUUCAAGAGCUCCCUCCUCAGGAGCCAGGAAAGCCAGACAAAAUUAAAACAAACGAAGAAACUGCGGCGCCGAAACUUUCGGACGCUGUUGCAGAGCCAGAGAACAAAGAAAUAAUAAGUAAAUCUGAAGAAGAGCCGUCGAAGGCGCCACCCGGGGACUCUGAAGUGUCCGGCGCUCCAGAACCGGCUACUCAAGAAGAAGCCCCCACCGCAGUUGAGCCCCAGGAAAGCGUUCCAGAAGUAACCAAAGACAAAGCGGAAGCGUCCGAGGAAGAAGUCGUAAAGACAGAUGAAGUCCCCGUUACCACAGCAGUCAAAGAAGAAGCAGCCCAGCCGGAGCCUACAGAUGAAGCCACACCAGAAAAGGUAGAAGACGAAGCACCUGAGUCUGGCGACAAGGCAAGUGAAGAAGCAACAACAAUGGUUGAAGCUGCUCAAAAAGAAGCUGAGGAGCCUGGCACUGACAUGCCAGUGGGUGCGGACGAGACGGCGGAACAGGCAUCUGAAGACCAAGGUGGUGAAGAAGCAGCCACUGCCGCCGAAGCUGAGCCAGAGGCUGGAGACGAAAGCAAGAGAGCUUCCGAGGCUGCCGAAGAAAGUGAAAAGCCGAUGGCCGAAACAGUGUCCGAGGAAAAGACCGAAGAGGCCACCGACGGGGCAGCUCCUUCCGAACUUGAACCGACGCCACCUGCGGAAGCAGUGAAAAAGAAAACCGGCUUGCCAAAGUCGCCGUCCAAGCGCGCGACGGGCAAAGGUCCGCCCAGGACUCUUGACAAAAAAGAGACUUCCGCAGCAGCAGACGCAAAGGCAAAGACGCCCAGCUCUCCCAAGAAGCCCAGCAGCAUUCACGAAAAAGGCGGACCGUCGCCUAAGAAGACUGCGCCCACCAAGAAUGGCGUCACCUCCCCGUCGAAGACGGCGAGGACACCUGGCUCCGAGCAGAAAAAACUACCUCCGAUCAAGGCUCCUGUGGGCCAGGCACCCAAGCCCGACCUGAAGAACGUGCGCUCCAAGAUCGGCUCUCUGGACAACAUCAAGCACAAGCCUAAGGGCGGAGAAGUCAAGGUGACGACGCAGAAGCUGGAGUGGCGAGCCGCGCCCAAGGUGGGCUCCUUGGACAACGCGGCACACAAGCCUGGAGGCGGAGACAAGAAGAUCCUCUCGCAAAAGCUUGACUUCAAGGCGCAGUCAAAGGUCGGGUCGCUGGACAACGUCGACCACAAGCCGACCGGUGGCCAAGUGAAGGUGGAGACCCAGAAGCUGGACUUCAAGGACAAGGCGUCGUCCAAGGUUGGCUCCUUGGACAACGUCAAGCACAAAGCGGGCGGCGGCAAUGUAAAGAUCUUGUCCGAGAAGCUCGAGUUCAAGGAAAGGGCAGCUUCGAAGAUUGGCUCCUUACCAGCCUCGGAUGCCGGCAGCACACGAGGCUCGGAAUCGCUAAGUCCCACAAACCUGACCAGUCCCCUCCCGGCGCAGUCGCAGCAGAGCCAGGAAGACGACGUUGCGGCAGCAGCCAAUGGCCACGAGUCGGACAUCUCUCCCACCAAGGAUGAAGUGGCAGCGCCAUCCAGUGGCGUCCCUGCGACGGCGCCGCCCCCUGAAGUGGCCCAGUGUUGAUCCGCCAUCGAGUGACCCGCAGGGGGAGACUAUGUAGCCCGCGCGGAAAUUGCUCGUGGCCACGGAAGCUAGCGGUUUUCCCAUCUGUACCAUUGUUCGCUAAACAGGCGUGCCGUCAUUUGCCAAAGCCCUUCUGCCAGGUGAUACUCCUCGUUGCAGACGUUAGGGAUAGCAGCUACUCGCACGCGAAUGCAUGGGGCGAACCCGACGACAGGCUGCACUUUUUCGGGCGUCGAGCACAGCCAUUGUCUGUCAGUGCGUUGCAGGAACUAAUCGAAUGGCGUAAGAAAAUGGUCGCGACGACGUUUUUCCCAGUGAUUAAGAAUGGUGUUACAAUUGCUGAUGAAGAGCACGUAUGGCUGAAGGUCAUACUGAAAGUGAGUGAACGAAGGAAACGUCGUUGAAGAAAUGACAUUGGCCGAGAAUAUUGUUCUGAAAGAACGAAUGCCUACCGGUACUGAUGGCUGUAGGCCAUCGGUCUGCAGUGCAACUUGGCGAGAAGUCUGCAAAAUUCGGUUGGCCUUCAGAGUGUAGGUGAGAAUGAAGGCGGAUUACUGCAUAGAUAUUGCGCAUCAACGUAUACGUCCUACGCGCAGCACAUCGCUACAUUAAGUGAGAACCUCUGUGAGAAUAAAGGUGGCAGUGUAUCUAGGGAAGAUGCCCUGAAAAUAACUUUCGAACUCACAAGAAUGGGCUCUAUAACAGUCGCAUAGUAAAAAACUGGGGGUAACGCAGGACCAGGAAGGAUUUCAAGGUUUGCCAGGAUUCUCUCGAAACAAAAGCGUAGAGGUUACAACAAGCAUGCAUUGUUCGUAUGUGUAGUCAUGAUGGUUUCGAGUUCUCGAAGUGUUAAUCCACCUAGAGAACCGGAUUUUUUUUUAAUCGCUGCAUUCGCACACCUGGCUUCUUGUGAUGCUUAGCCUAGCAAAUUCACUGGGAACAAAACAACUACGCGAAGAAUGGUGACAUGACCAUGCGCGAACGAACAGUGAGAUAAGUAAGAAACUGCCUAGAACGUGUGGCCGCGAGCAUUUCUGGAUAAGCAACUGGAUGCUGGACAUAGCCGAACAGACAAGCGCCAUUCUAUAUAACAAAGUACACCAUUUUUUCCCCGUCUCCAUGAGUCAGAUAAGCGGUACUAAUUUCUCGUAUUUAUAUAUAGGAAACAUAACUUCGUGUUCCAUGUAUGUCAAGGUCUUGAACACCUUCUCCCCCACUGCUUCCACAUGCGUUCUUCUUUCUCUUCCUGCUGUAUUUCCGUGAAUAGUUCUGUAUUUACCUGAUUUUUAAGGUGCACAACCUUUUUAAGGUGCCGUAAUGUUAAAAGGUGGUGUGGCUUGCAUACUUGAGAAUUGAAAGGAAGCGCUAUACUGUUUCACCUCCUCCUGAUGAUAUAACAGUGCACUCGGAUGACGGCUAGCGCACGCUUUCGGCGAGCUGGCAUACUAUUAGCAGAAAACGCAGCCGAAACUCCUAGCGUGUACUACGGUGUAAUUUGCCGAGAGGCGCUUCGUAUGAACUGAGUGUCUCAUGCUAUAGUUUCAGACUUUCAGUAAUUUUCAAGGGCUUGACACCUCACGUGGUUCCUCGUGUUCCCUGAUAAAUGCAACGUAUCCUCUGGAUACCCGCUUACUUGAACGGUUACUCGUUUCCACGAAGCAUAUUAGUAACGUGUCGUACUUUCCUAUUGCAGCCCCCUGCCCCCAGACCCUACAAACUCCCUUCCCUACAAAUUCUGUGUAACUGUGACGUAGGUAGUCGUUGCCGAAAUACCAUAGUCACAGUAACUUGUCUAGGGCAAUGUAAACCACUCGUUGGCACUCUGGAGAUGGAGAAGGCGCUACUGCGACGGCUACAGCGGCAAGAUGGUCUGUUGGUGAUACCGUCAGGUCGUCGUCCCGUGUGACAGCGGAAGUUUGUGUGUUAAGUUAUGACGUCACAUGUAGGAAACUCGGGACGUAAAAGAUGCAGCACAAGUUGUCCUGCCUUUCUUUUUUCUCGUCUUUGUUCUCUUUUGGAGCACUAACAUACCGUAACAGAUGUUGUACUGUGACUGCCUUUCUAUGAUAGCUUAUACCGGUACUCGCUUAAGCGCCCGUUGGUUAUCCAGGGUUCAAACGCCGCCCGCGAGCCCGCUUUGUUUUCCCGUGGCUUGUCGAGCGGCAACCCCGACCCCGUAGCCUUUCGUCCUUUCGUUUAGACGUGUCGGAAGGCAGGACGUGCGCUGCUUCAGACUUUCGGAAACAGUGCGAGGCGCUUGCUGGUUUGUUCACAGUGGUAAGCGAUACUUUUGACGAGAGAUCGGUUGCAUAUGGAGUCGGUCGCUCGGCUGAUACGUUUUGCGAAAAGAGUGCCUGUGUAAGUCUAGCUGACCGCUGUGGCUUGCUCUGUAAAGGACGUGCUAGAGGAUUUUUUGAGGCAUAGAAGACUGCGUCGUUGUCGCUAGGAAACAAAUAUUGUGAAAGUGUACAUGGGCAUUAACCAACCUAGCACUAAGCAUGCUAUUUUCUCUGUUUAUUUUCGUAACGCGCAUUGUUUUUCCCCUAGGUGUGAUAAUAAAAGAGAUUAUUUGACGCCUACGCUGCUAUCUAUACUUCACGUGUGCGUUUAGCGUGAUGAGCUAUCUGUUGAGAGCUUUAGUGCAAUGGCCGUUCCUGCUGAACAUGGCGAGAGUCGCCAAACAUUAUCGAGUUACUACUUUAUUUUAAAGUGUCCUUCGGUUAACAGAAUACACUAAGAGGCUCUUCACUCCCCGUAAUAUGUCGCCCUUCAGUCUCUCCUCGCUGUAAGAGCUGCAACCGAGUGCUGCUCCAACACCAGACUCGACAAACAAAUCUCUCUCGCAAAAAAAAAAAGAAAAAAAAUAUCGCACCUCGCUCUAACGUCGCGACCGUGCUCCCACCUCUUGCCACGCGUACGCGACAAACGCGCUGACACAACGCGGCCCUAAGCAAAUGGCAGAGGUAACUCUUGGUGCGACGCUCGCUUUCGACGUCAAAGCGCGGUCGUCGAUUCCCAUCACGCUUGCGUUUCCCUUACGCUUAUGCGGCCUGUUCUACCAGUUGUGACCCUAUUAUAUCACCUCCUUGACGUUUUUAUGACGUCACUAUUUGGCACCGCGUGUCGCAAUUGAAGAGAGCUGCACGAAUUCGCUUGUAAAUAUAAGAACCACUGGCGAAUAUUUUAGGGCGUACAGCUUGGAAGCAUCUACCCGAAGUAUAUUAUGGGCUUCUCCUCCUUGCAAAAAAAAAAAUUUUCCCCCUCACCCAGGUCACAAUCGUAAGCGCGCCUGAAUGCUGCCGACGCUGCCUAAAUUGUCUGCCACUAUCAGAAUAUUGUAAAUGUAACCAGCGUGACUCUUUCCUGUUGAAGUGUGCGAUCUGGCGGUCUGCUAAGUUGCGAACCUGCCCUUCUGUUUGUGUCUUGUGUGA
This is a messenger RNA of Dermacentor andersoni, 7540 nucleotides long. RefSeq lists its product as uncharacterized. The record is from RefSeq and is a predicted model, not a curated record. Gene Ontology annotation, molecular function: microtubule binding. Gene Ontology annotation, cellular component: neuron projection. Gene Ontology annotation, biological process: neuron projection development; microtubule cytoskeleton organization. Lineage: Eukaryota; Metazoa; Arthropoda; Arachnida; Ixodida; Ixodidae.